UUCUGGCUGCCUCCCAGGCCUCUGCUCAGCCUCCGCUGCAUCUCAGUACUGUUUUGAAAAGGAGGUCGUGCUAUCCAUCUUUCUCUCUAAUCAAGCAUCCUCCGAAAAUGGCCAAGCGUACCAGAAAGGUGGGGAUUGUUGGUAAAUAUGGUACCCGUUAUGGUGCCUCGCUUAGGAAGAUGGCCAAAAAAAUAGAAGUUAGCCAACAUUCUAAAUACACCUGUCACUUUUGUGGAAAGGAUUCAAUGAAGCGAACAUGUGUUGGUAUCUGGAAAUGCAAAUCAUGUAGAAAAGUUGUUGCUGGUGGAGCAUGGGCACCUUCAACAACCGCUGCUGUAACUGUGAGAGGAGCAAUUCGUCGUCUCCGGGAAAUGGCAGAAACAUAAUGUUUCCAAACUAUAAAAUAUGUUGUAAAAUACCUA
Molecule: messenger RNA, 422 nt
Organism: Rhopilema esculentum
Lineage: Eukaryota; Metazoa; Cnidaria; Scyphozoa; Rhizostomeae; Rhizostomatidae
Product: large ribosomal subunit protein eL43
Biological process (GO): translation
Cellular component (GO): ribosome
Molecular function (GO): structural constituent of ribosome
Source: RefSeq, a predicted model, not a curated record